AUUAAACAGAUAUUGUGCUACAUAUUAUUUGUAAAUAAGUUAUCAACAUCAAAUGGAGAGUUUUCUGUUUGUUUUGCUUUUAUUGUUGUUGAAUUCCAUCUUAAUAUUGACUGGAAUGGAAUAUCAAAAUAUCACAACCAUUGUUUUUAAUAAACACAUUGACAUGAUUUGAACUUAAGAAGAAAUGACAAUAGCAUGGGUAUAAUUCAUUUAAAAAGCUAAGCAGCGAAACUAAUCAUAGAUUAUUUUUUUUCUCUCCACUUGACACGUGUUUGCUUCACACUCAGUAAUGUGCCAGUGUGAGCAGGAGGUAAAUCUUCAGCGGUAAAAAAAGAUAGGGGAAUGAGAGAGAGGGAGAGAGAUAGAGAGGGAAAGAGGGGGGGGGAGAGAGAGAGAGACAGAAAACAUAAUAUCCUGUUAACCAACUGAAGAUUGCAUUUGAAGCUUUUAAAAAAUCCUUUCUAGCUUCCCCACUGCCGAAUCCACUGAAUCAAAUCCACUGAUGACUGCUGCUUUCUCUGGGCAAAAUCCGAUUUUUGUAGCUCGCUAAUCCCUUGUCACAAUCUGCAUCCUGUCGUCAGCAGUGCUCGCCAGCCGCUCAGUCCCUUGUCUCUCCGUCAGGCCACACUGGUUCAUCCCGAGGGAGGUAAGUACAAGCGCUCGAAGGGGGGGCUCGCCCACUACACUGAAACACCCGGCCGGCCAACUAAAUCUCCAGGCACCCCCAAGAGUGUGAUGGAGGGGGGCUGACCUGCCCAGCAGAGAAGCUCGCGAUCGUCCGAGAGGAGAAAAACUCUCCCUCCCCCCAUAACCCCCCUCAACCCUACCUCGGUCCUGAACGUGAAAAGAAAAAGAAGAAGAAAAAAACCUGAGAGAGAGAGAGAGAGAGAGGAGAGGGGACAUGUCUCAAGCGGAGACGUUGCCCAGUCCACGGCACCAAUGACUCAAGCCGACCGCCUCGUAGCCCUGCUGUGGCAGACACCAGGGGAACGCUCACUACCACUCCACCACGCCUGGACUUUUUGCCUUUGAUGCAUGGAGCCGGAUGCGCCUCGGAAAAAAAGACUGAACAUGUUCAUUUGGUGGAUUUUACUGCAAGGAUUUUGGAGUGUCUAUGGGGAACUUCCUUUCAUUGCCGAGAACAACGCAGCCAUGCAAGUCAACUGGAAUGCAGUCGAUGGAAAUAAGAAGUUGUACGCAAUUUAUGACACAAGCGCAAACGAGCCGGGCAAUAUGUCAUUUGUGAAAGAGACAGUGGAUAGACUACUAUCGGGGUAUGACAUUCGCCUUAGACCAGACUUUGGUGGUGCCCCGGUUGCUGUAGGAAUGAGCAUAGACGUGGCGAGCAUUGACAUGGUGUCCGAGGUCAACAUGGACUACACAUUGACCAUGUACUUCCAGCAGUACUGGAGGGACAAGCGGCUGGCCUACAUGGGAAUCCCCCUCAACCUGACGCUGGACAACCGGGUGGCCGACCAGCUCUGGGUACCGGACACCUACUUCCUAAAUGACAAGAAGUCGUUUGUCCACGGAGUGACAGUGAAGAACCGCAUGAUCCGACUUCACCCAGAUGGGACAGUGCUCUAUGGACUAAGGAUAACCACGACUGCAGCCUGUAUGAUGGACCUUAGGAGAUACCCUCUGGAUGAGCAGAACUGCACUUUGGAGAUAGAGAGCUAUGGUUACACCACAGAUGACAUUGAGUUCUACUGGAAAGGAGGAGACAACGCUGUGACGGGAGUCUCCCGCAUCGAGCUGCCUCAGUUCUCCAUAGUGGACUACAAGCUGGUCUCCAGGAAUGUUGUCUUUUCCACAGGUGCCUACCCACGACUGUCUCUGAGUUUUAAACUCAAAAGAAAUAUCGGAUACUUCAUCCUCCAGACCUACAUGCCCUCGAUUCUGAUCACCAUCCUCUCCUGGGUGUCAUUCUGGAUCAACUACGAUGCUUCAGCUGCACGAGUUGCUUUGGGGAUUACGACUGUGCUCACCAUGACCACCAUCAACACCCAUCUGCGCGAGACACUCCCCAAGAUCCCCUACGUCAAGGCCAUCGACAUGUACCUGAUGGGCUGCUUUGUCUUCGUCUUCCUCGCCCUGCUGGAGUACGCGUUCGUCAAUUACAUCUUCUUCGGUCGAGGGCCUCAGAUGCAGAAGAGGCUAGCUGAGAAGAUUGAGAAGGCCAACAAUGAACGAGUCAAAAAUCCUGGUGCAGAGGGUGGUAAACCGGGCAAACAGUCCAAUCAGGUGCAAGGGAAACGGGUGAUGCGAGGGGCCGAGGCCCAUGCCAACAUCCUGCUCACCACCCUGGAGAUCCACAACGAGGUGGCAGGCAACGAGGUCACUACCAGUCUGGCGGACGCGCGGAACUCCGUCACGUUCGAGACGUCGGGGAUCCAGUACCGGAAACAGAGCGCGGUGGGGCGGGAGCGCAGCGCAGCGUCCAAACGCGGUCGUCUCCGCCGCCGAUCAUCGCAGCUCAAGAUCAAAAUCCCCGACCUGACGGACGUGAACACCAUCGACCGAUGGUCACGCAUGAUAUUUCCUGGUGUGUUCUCCCUCUUCAAUCUGAUUUACUGGCUUUAUUACGUCAAUUAGAAGAAGAGAGGGUGGUGCGACAAGAUUGACUUUUCCGUUUUUGUUGUUUUUGAGAUUUUGUUUUAUUCGUUUGUUGUUGUUGUUGUUUUUUUACAUUGCAUUUUUUUUGCAAUUGAAUUGGACUUUUCUUGCUGGACAUGGACAAGGUGUGGGUCCACUCUGAAAACAUUUUUCUACAUGCAGGAGUUGACAUUUGGAGGACUGUUGACACCAGGAUUUCACACAAAAAACUGGUUGGGCAUAUAUUUAAGCCAAGUUGUGUUUUUUUUUUUUUUUUUUUUCAGAAAUAUUUCCCUUCUACCAACUCUGAGUGGCAGAAUGAAGGAAUAUAUUCAGGAUCUUUUUUGGCGUAAGGAGGUAGAAAACUAAAAGAUGGCCCAUGAGCAAUGUAAUGUAAGAAUGCAAUAUAUCUCAGUGACAGUCUCACAAACACCACCAUAAUGAAACCAGUUCUAAAAAGUGUGUGUUUGUGAAUGUAUGGGUGUGUGUGUUCAUGUGUGAACACACGUGUGUGCACAAGCACGUGUGUGUGAGUUUGUGAUUUUAUGUGGUAUUGCCCUUUUUUGUUUGUCCAUCAAAACAUCAAAACCAUAUAGUAAUAUUUCAUGCUGUUUUUUGCCUUUGGUGUGCAUGAGUUUUUAAAGUGCAAAUAUCGGCCACUUUACUGUUAAGUGGCGCUGUAUAGGCAGUGUUUUAUUCUUUGACAUGCAUUCAUGAAACUGAUGAUGCAAGUGAAUGCAAUUUUAUGAGUAUGUGUGCAAACUGUGACUGGAGACUUUGAAUGAAUAUAUGUUAUGUUUUCGAAGAAUUUUCCUGGAAUGUAAUCGAAAUGUUAUUGCAAUUAAUAUAACCAUUACAAUAAUAGAUUUGUAAAGGACACAAAUCAUGUGUUAUUGUGUCAUGAAACAUGUAUGGCUGAUUGACCUCUGUAAUGACAUCUCAGGACCUGGAUAAUUGUGUAUUUAUGUAUAUUUGAUGUCCCUUCCGUCAUUAAAAGCCGGAUCCAUUGAUGUUUGUACACAA
Molecule: messenger RNA, 3618 nt
Organism: Clupea harengus (Atlantic herring)
Lineage: Eukaryota; Metazoa; Chordata; Actinopteri; Clupeiformes; Clupeidae
Product: gamma-aminobutyric acid receptor subunit beta-3
Biological process (GO): monoatomic ion transmembrane transport
Cellular component (GO): membrane
Molecular function (GO): GABA-A receptor activity; extracellular ligand-gated monoatomic ion channel activity
Source: RefSeq, a predicted model, not a curated record